GUAUCCUCCUAUCAUUAGUUGUGUUUCUUUUAUUAGUAUCGAAAAUAUUACCUCCAACUUCACUUGUUUUGCCUUUGAUAGCCAAAUAUUUACUGUUUACAUUUAUUAUGAAUACAGUAAGUAUAUUAGUAACUGUUAUCAUUAUUAACUGGAAUUUUCGAGGUCCCAGGACGCAUAGGAUGCCUCCUUGGAUCAGAGCAGUUUUUCUCUAUUAUCUACCAAUCUUCUUGUUUAUGAAAAGACCAAAAAAGACGAGGCUAAGGUGGAUGAUGGAAAUGCCUGGGAUGACUGCACCUCCACACCCUUCAUAUGGUUCGCCGGCCGAGCUUCCAAAGCACAUCGCACCCCCAGCACCAGGCAAGAGCAAGAUGGAAAUAGUUGAACUGUCAGAUCUUCAUCAUCCUAACUGUAAGAUCAAUCGGAAAGCAAGUACGGAGCGAAGAGAGAGUGAGAGCUCUGACUCUCUUCUACUGUCGCCUGAAGCAUCAAAGGCCACUGAGGCAGUGGAGUUUAUUGCUGAACAUUUGAGAAAUGAAGAUCAAUACAUUCAGAUUAGAGAGGACUGGAAGUAUGUUGCAAUGGUAAUCGACAGAUUGCAAUUAGUGAUGUUCUUCAUUGUCACAACAGCUGGAACAAUUGGAAUUCUCAUGGAUGCACCUCAUAUCUUUGAAUAUGUAGAUCAAGAUAAAAUUAUUGAAAUAUAUCGUGGAAAGUAA
This is a messenger RNA of Nezara viridula (southern green stink bug), 716 nucleotides long. NCBI's taxonomy places the organism in Eukaryota, Metazoa, Arthropoda, Insecta, Hemiptera, Pentatomidae. The record is from the annotation of a GenBank genome assembly.